Hydra vulgaris (swiftwater hydra) is the source of this 1237-nucleotide messenger RNA. Its product is annotated as tenascin. The record is from RefSeq and is a predicted model, not a curated record. Lineage: Eukaryota; Metazoa; Cnidaria; Hydrozoa; Anthoathecata; Hydridae.
AUUCAAAUGAUCUACUAGCACAAAUCUUCCUAAGCCAACAAUUGAUUGAACUAAAGCUCUAGACAACCAUUUAAAUACUGGUGUGACGUACAAAGAUUUCCAAUAACCAUUUAAUUCUGAUGCUGGUUUUUAGAAAGAGCUACAUUAUCAACCCUGCACAACAAUGCAAGAGUUUGUUGGCCUUAGAGUUUUGCAAAACUACAUUGUCCACAAAAACAGUGGGAACUACAAGAAGCUCUGUGAACUAGUUAUCUUCAAUUUAGGAGUAAAUAGACCUGAGUUUCAUUUUUAUCAACCUGGAACCUGUCAUGAAGUCAGUCAAAAUCGAAUAAGAAUGAAGCUUCAAGUUUUCCUCGUGUUAGGUUGGAUAGCAUUUUGUUCCGCAGAUAAUUUACUCGAAGAGUUAAUAGAGGAACUUGCACGUGAGCUAGAUUUAAAAAUGAAAAGUAAUGAAGGCGAUAGUUCUGAUAAAAUUGCAACAAAAACGUUUUGCAACAAUGUUGGCUUAAGCUGUAAACCUUGUUCACUUUGCCACCCUUACGGAUUGUGUGUUACAACGCCGAUGGGAAGCGUAAAAUGUGUUUGUGAAUACGGACGAACAGGACCAAGAUCGUACUACCAUAAUCAAACUGAAGGGAUGAAUCGAAUCAUUGCAGACAAUUGCGAUAAAAAGUGUUACUACACUCGCAUAUUUAGAAAUCCGACUUGUGUCCUUUCUUAUCAAGAAAAUUUGACUUGUAAUAAAACAAAAUGCGAAUCUACUGGUAGAGGUAAAUGUGUCGGUGAUCAAUGUUUAUGCCAUCGUGGUUGGACAAGUUCAAUUAAAGGAAGGUUUGACCAUAAACUCGGAAAAUUUUUUACUAACGAAACCUGCGAUAAAGAAUGCCCCGAUCUUGGAUUUGGAAUUCCAAAUCCACAAUGUUUACCGCAAAAAAUAUUACCGAGCCUUUGUCAUAAAGAUUGCGGUAAAAAUGACGGACGAUGCGAUAACUUAACCGGGCGUUGUAUAUGUGUUGAAGGUUGGACGGGAAUGAAUGCUCGUUUUGAAGAAAGCGGACACAUUUCCACGUCAAAUACAUGUGAUGUUUAUUGUCCUUACACAAUUUUGAAAAGAAACAUGCUAUGUGUGAAUCCAGACUAUAUCGAGAGAUCUCGCCUAAAAUCCAAAUAUUGAAAUAUUAUCUUAGAUUAAAAUAAUUUUAUUUUUGCAGUUCGGUAAAAUAUUUAUUUAAAAAAU